Molecule: messenger RNA, 880 nt
Organism: Gilbertella persicaria
Lineage: Eukaryota; Fungi; Mucoromycota; Mucoromycetes; Mucorales; Choanephoraceae
Exons: 2
Coding region: 160-696 (178 amino acids)
Source: RefSeq, a predicted model, not a curated record
GAAUAAAAUAAAAUUUUUCUUCUCAUCCCUUCUAUCUUUUUCUUAUUUCUUUCUUUUUUUUUUAUCCUUUUCUUUCUUUUUGCUUACUUUUCCGUUUAUUUCUGUUUACUGUUUUGCAACAAAUAAAACUACACAAAUUUAUUAAAAAGAAAAAAAGAAAUGGAUGAUACUCUAACACGAUAUGAAGAGAGUCUGGAAGCAUUAGAAAAACAAAGAGAAAGUCUUGAACUUGUUAUGCGAAAAAUGGGUGCUGAAUGGGAAGAAAGUGGAGCUGGUAUUGGGUGGAUGGGCAAUUUGACCUUGAAUUCAAACUCCACCAUGGCAGCAUCUAAUAUAGUGGCAACUAGCACGAAUCAGAACAAGAGUUUUUCCAGUGCAUUACCAACACCCCUAUUUCACUUGAUUCAAUCCUCGACUGCUGAACCUUCACAUGAUUACUUACAAACUUUGCUUAAUGUCAACGAAGAAAUUCUUGCUGAAAGCUUAGCUGCCUCUUCUUCACCGCCUACAUUACUUAUAGAUGAUACCCAUGACAAUCAACUACUACACCAUCCUGUUAUACAAAAUGAAGUUUCCCCUCCCCCUCCUCCCCCAUUGGCUAUAAUGUCUCCUCCUUUAUCCAACCAGGGUGAACGUGCGCUAUUAUUAACCCCAACCCAAUUGUUUACACCACCUAUUACACCACCCGAAGAAUAAUACUAUUGUAAUAAUAUAUAAAAAAGACGAGAAUAUAAAAAAAUUUUUUGUACAUAUAUAUUUAGUAUUACUAAACGUUUCUGAUAAGUAGUUUCAUAAAGAUACACACACAUGUUUAUCUGUAAUAUAGUACACUAAGACUUUUAAAGUAUUAAUUUAGAGAUCGACAUGAUUUUAGCUUGAU